Priapulus caudatus is the source of this 534-nucleotide messenger RNA. RefSeq names its product heterogeneous nuclear ribonucleoprotein A1, A2/B1 homolog. Gene Ontology annotation, molecular function: RNA binding. The coding region runs from base 1 to 534 and encodes 177 amino acids. NCBI's taxonomy places the organism in Eukaryota, Metazoa, Priapulida, Priapulimorpha, Priapulimorphida, Priapulidae. The transcript is spliced from 3 exons. The record is from RefSeq and is a predicted model, not a curated record.
AUGAAGAAGAUACCCCAGUGUUAUGCCAUUAGUCCAGUGGCAGGUGUUCAAGCUGAAAUUGACAAGAUACUAUUCAUCGGUGGGCUCAGCCACGAGACGACCAAGGAGAGCUUAAAGCUAUACUUCGAGCAAUGGGGCAAAAUCAUUGUCUGCGUCCUGAAGCGCGGCUAUGGUUUUAUAACUAACCAGCAGGCAUCGCAGCUGGACAAGGCGCAGCAGAACCGGCCGCACAUAAUCGAUGUCACGGAGGUCCAGUCAAACCGCUACUCACGAAAAUAUGAGCAGGGUGCGGAGGAGGCUGCAGGCACUGGCGGUGGCGCUGUCCCCAAGAGAGCGAAGAAGGCUGCGGGCGGCAAGGCAAAGGCAAAGAUCAAGAGCAAGACCCCCGACGACUACGGCGGCACUGUCAUCAACAUUGCCCGCCCAGAUGACAUCUCUGAGGAGCAGGAGUUGAAGAUUGUGGCCUGGGUGGAAGAUAACGAGAUCAUCUACAACCAGGCAACUGCAAACAGACAAUUCCCUGUGUCCAUAUAG